AUGGUACAUUUUUUUGAGAGCAUCGGCCAUGCUGGCUCAGACACAAAAGUGCUGUGGUUUUCGGUGUUUGUGCGAAUGGCAUCUUUUAGUCUCACCAACCAGGUGUUGACAUUGUAUCUCAAAGAGUUGCACAUCAAGGAGUCACUGAUCGGACUGUUCAUGUCACUCACGAUGAUAGGAGAUACCCUGCUAUCGUACAUUCUAGUGUGGAACUCGAACAAAAUAGGCAAUCGUCGCAUCAUGGUUCUUGGAAGCUUUCUGAUGCUGGUGUCUGGCGCUGUGUUUGCGUCGGGAACGGAUAGCUUCGGCCUGCUUCUCAUCGCAUCGGUGUUAGGUGUGAUUUCACCGUCUGGAAGCGAGACGGGCCCGUUCAAGUCCAUCGAGGAAGCUGUUCUCGCAAAGUUGACCCCACCAGGCCAUCGGCCCGAAGUGUUUGCCGUGCACGCCGUUCUCUCGUGCGCGGGAUCGUCUCUGGGGGCACUGGUGGCAGGAUUUUUCGUCCAGUCGAUGGUUUCAAAAUACAAUUUCGCCUACAAGGACGCCUACAGAUACACAUUCAUUAUCUACUGUGGCAUUUCGGCGGUGAAGAUGCUCUCGAUGCUACUGCUAUCGCCCAAGUGUGAAAUUUCCUAUGUCCCAACCUAUGAAAAUGCUGCGAAUAAAAAUCUUCCGCAGGAAUCGGCCGAGCCUAAUGAUUCUACUCCGCUCCUGGUAUCGACUGUCGAACACCAGACCGUCACGGGGCUCUCGCCAUCGACGCAGAAAACGCUCUUCAAACUGCUGCUCACGUUUACAAUCGAUUCCUUCGGCGCUGGAUUCAUGCCCCUGGCAUGGAUCAUAUAUUAUUUCAAAUACGAGUUUGACGCUCCAGCAGCCACUCUAGGAGCUAUCUUCUCGUCGCUCGACAUCUUACAAGCACUCGCUGCAAUUCCGUCCGCCUGGUUUGCCAAACACGUCGGCCCUGUCAAGUCGUCGAUUCUCACACAGAUUCCUUGCGGGCUGGCCCUGCUCUGCAUUCCGUUGUUCGGCAGAACUUUAGCAUUGGCAUCUGUUUUCCUGCUUUUCAACCAAACGUUCACCGCAUUUGAUGUGAUACCUCGACAGAUUCUUCUCUCGUCUGUGACCACCUCAGAGGAGCUUCCGAAAGUGAUGGGCACGGUGAACCUGGCGAAAACAGCCGUUAGAGCAAUCUCGCCAAACUUCACCGGUAUCAUGGCCCAGCACGGAGCGCUGUGGGUGUGCUUCGUCCUGAACGCCUCGCUCUUGGUGGCGGCGAACCUGAUCCUCGGAUACAAUUUUCCGCACCUUGAUUCGCAGAUAAUCCACCAUGACUAG
Molecule: messenger RNA, 1335 nt
Organism: Ogataea parapolymorpha DL-1
Lineage: Eukaryota; Fungi; Ascomycota; Pichiomycetes; Pichiales; Pichiaceae
Exons: 1
Coding region: 1-1335 (444 amino acids)
Biological process (GO): transmembrane transport
Cellular component (GO): fungal-type vacuole membrane
Molecular function (GO): transmembrane transporter activity
Source: RefSeq, a predicted model, not a curated record